Molecule: messenger RNA, 987 nt
Organism: Musca vetustissima
Lineage: Eukaryota; Metazoa; Arthropoda; Insecta; Diptera; Muscidae
Gene: Socs44A
Exons: 3
Coding region: 1-987 (328 amino acids)
Biological process (GO): phosphatidylinositol phosphate biosynthetic process; intracellular signal transduction
Cellular component (GO): phosphatidylinositol 3-kinase complex
Molecular function (GO): 1-phosphatidylinositol-3-kinase regulator activity
Source: RefSeq, a predicted model, not a curated record
AUGAGUUCCGCGGAUAAAGAAAAGAAAGGAUGGUUCUCCUCGUUGACACGACGGAAAAAAUCACAAUCACAGAAUUCGAUAAAUCUGAGUGCCACUACAUCGACUUUUUACGAUGAAAAAAGCAAUAACAACAAUAAUACCAUUGGAGGCACUGUCGAGGAAAAUGCAUCUUGUGUCAAUUUGGGCAGCAGCGGUAGUACAGGUGGGCGAAAACGCAAAGAGGAGAAAAAUGCAUUUCAACGUUUUCGCAAGAAAAUGGGUCUGCGCUUCUCGUUGCGUCGACGUAAAUCGUUACAGGAUGGCGAUGGAGCAACGACAGAUGCUUCAUCGGAAUUUACAACAACCUCGCCAAUACACGAACCAUUGCAAUUCAAUUUUCAGCGAAAUUUAACAGCCGCCGAGGAUGCCGAUCUGAGCACACCGUUUUCAAAUGAUUUCAAGCGAUUUAUCAAAAAGAAAUGGUUGGAACGUGAAGAUGGUCCAAAUUGGAUAAUGUACGGAGCUAGUUGUGAAAUGUUAAAUCAAGUCUGGUAUUGGGGUGAAAUUUCCCGACGUGAUGCCCAAAAACAACUUACGGACAAACCAACUGGAUCGUUCCUAGUACGUGACUCUGAGACAAGUGGUUGUCAAUUUACCCUAUCAUUUCGCAUUAUAAAUGUCACGCUCCACUAUCGGCUGGAGUAUCGCAAUGACUAUUGGCAUUUCGAGGAGCUGCAAUACGAAUCGAUUGUCGAGAUGAUCGAAGAUAUUCUAUAUCGCUGUACAAAUGAUAAUUUUGUAUGUUUUGUUAAGGUUCCAAAUGAAAUGCAACCACCGUUUCCAGUUAUAUUAAAAUAUCCACUAAGUCGUUAUUUAAAUAUGCCGACACUGCAAGAUCUGUGCCGUCGUGUUAUACAGCGUACAACCAAAUACGAGGACAUUGCCAAAUUGUCUAUACCACCUAGUUUACAAGAAUAUUUAGCCGAGAAAAGAGAAUUAGUAUUUUAG